Molecule: messenger RNA, 1591 nt
Organism: Helobdella robusta
Lineage: Eukaryota; Metazoa; Annelida; Clitellata; Rhynchobdellida; Glossiphoniidae
Exons: 11
Coding region: 152-1591 (479 amino acids)
Biological process (GO): actin cytoskeleton organization; muscle structure development
Cellular component (GO): stress fiber; Z disc; filamentous actin
Molecular function (GO): actin binding; muscle alpha-actinin binding
Source: RefSeq, a predicted model, not a curated record
GUUGUUUGUGCUGUUUACUUUUUUCUAUAGCAUUCGUCUUUCACUUUGUUUCGACCUUUUCGAAAUAAUAUACAACAAAGUUAAUUAUAUUAUUUAAAAGUUCAAAUUAUUGGAAUAAUAAUUUUCUGAAAAUUUUGUUGAUAUUUUGAAAAUGGUCGGAAGUUUGUCAGAAGUUCCAAUCCGUUUGUACCGCCCAUCGACGACAACUCCGUGGGGAUUCAGAUUGCAAGGAGGAGCAGGCACCAACUUGCCACUCUCCAUCCAGAGGGUUUUCGCUGGCGGCACUGCUGAUGGUCACCUGAACAGAGGAGAUGAAUUGGUUGCCAUAGACAAUCACGAUGUAACCGGCGCUCCUCACUAUGUAGCGGAAGAUUUAAUUAAACAGGCUGGUCGUGAACUUUUAUUAAUUGUGAAAAGGCAGUCAGCCGCUUUUAGCCCACACGCAUCUGAAAAUCAAUUUACGCAUUAUCCGUUUGAACUACAAACUGGCGGUCUAGAAGAAUAUGAACAUGCCAAAAACAUAAACCAAAUAAAAGAAAAAUUUUCAACGCCUGACGAAGACGUAGUUCGAGGCAAAAUUCAAAUCAACGCCAAGCCUGGUUCAACAUCUUACAUACCUAAAAAGCCCAGAAUGUUUCAAAAAAUCAGCCAAAAUCAAAACGCUCCAGAAUUUGGAUGGGUACCAAAACCGAAAUCUCACGAAGAUAUCAAACCCCCAUCUCGUUAUCAAAGUCAAAGCCAACCAGUCGUCAGACAGGUGCUCUCAAAUGAAGAAGCUGUCUCCUCAUAUAACAAACCUCUGCAACAAGUUCCUCACGAACAGUACGAAAGACCAGCUUGGCUGGGAACACUGCGUAGUGCGGCAGGUCCUAAACCAUGGGAAGUUCAGGACGGAGCGGCUUUAUUGGGAAUUAACCCAGAACCCAUGCCUAGCCAACCAAGUCAUUUUGAAGCGCCCGUAGCUUCUGGACCAUUUCAGCCACAAAUAGCCAGACCAACGGCAAUAAGCGCCAUUCAUCAGCCAAAAGUUCAAGUGACAAAAUUCAGCCCACAGGGCCAUCCAACUUACGAACGAAAAAAUGCUUCUAAUCAUGAUUCAGAUACAGCUAGAAUUGCUCAUUUGCAAUACAAUUCACCAAUUGGAUUAUAUUCUCAAGAGAAUGCGAAAGAAGUACUUGACGUGCAAACAGGGGGGAAACCAGGAUCAGGGACGCUACGCAUUAUCGGAAAAGGCCCAAACCUCAGUUCAUUUGACCCGAUACACUCUGACGUGUACAGACUAGUGAGAGAAGAAGAAACUGCCAGACGUAGUAGACAGAAAACUCAACAAGCUCCACAACACAACCAUCCACAUGUUCAACACGGGCUGCCGCACGAAGAUCACAGAAGCGCAAAACUCGAACAGCUGAUACAUGAGAAUGACGAUCAGAAACUAAUGUAUGAGGAGCAUGUGUACAGUGCAAGCUUACGGAGAAUCCUUCUUUAUAUUUUCAUUGAUACUGUUUUAGAGAAAGCAGGCCAGGAGACACAAUCCAAUCUGAAUUUUGAACUUGGGCUGCAACACAAGGAAGCAACUUUUCAAAGUGAAUGA